Molecule: messenger RNA, 4169 nt
Organism: Hemibagrus wyckioides
Lineage: Eukaryota; Metazoa; Chordata; Actinopteri; Siluriformes; Bagridae
Gene: gnal
Product: guanine nucleotide binding protein (G protein), alpha activating activity polypeptide, olfactory type
Exons: 12
Coding region: 337-1476 (379 amino acids)
Biological process (GO): adenylate cyclase-modulating G protein-coupled receptor signaling pathway
Cellular component (GO): heterotrimeric G-protein complex
Molecular function (GO): GTPase activity; G protein-coupled receptor binding; G-protein beta/gamma-subunit complex binding
Source: RefSeq, a predicted model, not a curated record
AAAGCAGCGUAGGGGGGUGGGGUGGGGGGAAGAGGAGCAAAAGCGGUGCAGUCGGACGUAUCUUACUUUCAGCCCUUAUCUGCUUCCUAUUACUCCCACUUAUUCGCGCGUCGUUCUUUAUUCUAAGAGGAUGCCUCAUUUUUAUACGAUUUAACUGAAUCUGCUCUGAUUGUGCUUGAGUUAAAGCGAAACCGUAUUUUACCCACGGCGACAGAUAAGCGACGGAUUAUUUUUUCCCGCCUUGUUUUUUUUGUCGCGUGAUAGAUCUAAUAGUCUAAUACUGAACAUUAGCGUUCAUUCUGUAACGUUGCGUUUGCGUAGCGAGCUUGGCGGAAGAUGGGCUGUUUGGGGAACAGCAAGACCGAAGACCAGCGCAUUGACGAGAAGGCUCAACGAGAGGCGAAUAAAAAGAUCGAGAAACAGUUACAGAAGGAAAGGCAGGCUUACAAAGCCACACACCGGCUGCUUUUAUUAGGGGCUGGAGAAUCCGGAAAGAGUACGAUUGUGAAGCAGAUGAGGAUCUUGCACGUCAACGGCUUUAACGCAGAAGAAAAGAAGCAGAAAAUAUUGGAUAUCCGGAAAAAUGUGAAGGAUGCCAUUGUAACAAUAGUAUCGGCCAUGAGCACUUUAAUACCUCCAGUGCCACUUGCCAACUUGGACAAUCAGUUUCGUGCCGACUACAUUAAAAGCAUAGCACCACUUUCUGACUUUGACUACACAGAGGAGUUUUUCGAGCAUGCAAAACAACUCUGGGAUGAUGAAGGCGUGAAGGCCUGCUUUGAACGGUCCAAUGAGUAUCAGCUCAUUGAUUGUGCCCAGUACUUUCUGGACAGAAUUGAUUCAGUACGGCAAAAUGACUAUACACCAACAGACCAGGAUUUGCUUAGGUGCAGAGUUUUGACUUCAGGGAUUUUUGAAACACGAUUCCAAGUAGACAAAGUCAACUUUCACAUGUUUGAUGUAGGUGGUCAGAGAGAUGAGAGAAGAAAAUGGAUCCAGUGCUUUAAUGAUGUGACGGCUAUCAUUUUUGUGGCAGCCAGCAGCAGUUACAACAUGGUGAUCAGAGAAGACAACAGUACUAACCGCCUUCGCGAGUCCCUAGAUCUUUUCCGCAGUAUCUGGAAUAACAGGUUUUUACGGACUAUCUCAGUGAUUCUUUUCCUGAACAAACAGGACAUGCUGGCAGAGAAGAUCCUGGCAGGAAAAUCCAAACUUGAGGAUUACUUCCCUGAGUACACUCGCUAUACAGUCCCACCCGAUGUGACCCCUGAUGCUGGGGAAGACCCAAAAGUAACCAGGGCCAAGUUCUUCAUUCGGGAUGAAUUUCUGAGGAUCAGCACAGCAAGUGGUUCUGACAAACACUACUGCUACCCACAUUUCACCUGUGCCGUGGAUACAGAGAAUAUCCGUCGUGUCUUCAAUGACUGUCGCGACAUCAUCCAGAGGAUGCAUCUCCGCCAGUAUGAGCUUUUGUGAUUUGCUGCCACGUUUUAUCCAUUCAUCAAUCAGAUCCCUUCUUCUACACUCCCAGGUUUCAGCAGGACUAGUGAACUACUGACAUUUGACUGAAAAUAUUAUGUGAUUUUUUUCUCUAUUGUUUGUUUUCUUCCACUUUAUCUCCUUAUUUAUACAAGAGUGAGAUGUGUGUGAGUGUUUUCUGUAUCUCUUCAAUCUUGAGAAUUUCAUUUUGACUUUCUACUUGAUAUGGUUGGAUGUGGACCAGCCAGUCCAAUGAAAAUCUGUGGUAACUUCAGGCAGGUAUGCCUGACCUUUGACCUUUGCAGUCUUUUGAAGGUUUUUUUAAGGAGUACUUGACAUAUAGGGGUGGAUAAUGCACUUUUGCAUCAGGUUCCUAAAAUGCAGACCGGUAAGCAUAAUUCACUAUGUAGCACCGCUAUAUUUAUUACUUGUCACUUUUCUCUUUAGUAUCUUUUUUAUUAUGUUUUGCAUUUCAUUAUUUAGUUCUGUUAGAGGUGCAAUGUUGCAGGAAUAUCCAGGUAUUUGGAAUUGUUUAAGAGCACAGGCUAAAUGUAGACAUGUUGGAUUGUUGGACUUGAAGUCUUCUGCAACUCAGUACUUUCUGCAUAAGAAGACUGAGUGGCCAACUGAUAAUUAAUACCUCUCUUUGCAUAGAGAGUUUCUUGAUGUUGGUAUAGUAUGUGUAUACUGUAAAUACACAUAUACACAGAUACAUUAUAUAUUUGGGGGGUUUAUUUUAUUAUGCUUAGGAAUGUGCAAGGUUGCUUUAUCUUGCACAUGCCUGCAAAAUGUAAUGUUAUUUUGUACAUCUUAAUUGAAAAGAGAAAAUACUUGUAGAAGCUCCUUGUGCCUUUGAUUACAGCUGUACCUGUAAAUGAGGAUUUAGAUAUAAAUACAUUUCUGAUGGCGCUGUACAGCUUGAUGUCAAAUCUUAACUGCAGCACAGCCUGCUGAUGGGGAAUCUCUCUCUCUCUCUGUAGAAAUGCAUUUCUCUCUAGCAUUAAGAAAAUGGAAUCAUACGGUCUUUAGUACAAAAUGUAAAUUAGGCAAAAAAAAUAUAUAUAUAUAUACAAUAUGCAAAAGUAACCUCUUACUGAUUGCAAAGUUGUAAAUGGAGUAUGUUUUUAUUUUUCUCUUUUUUUGAAUUAAUUUUCCCUUUCUAGAACUCUUGACAGCUUUAAAAACCACUGAAAAACAUUUUAAGUGUCUAAACUUAGAGCCUGUUAACAUAGUAGGCUGCAUAUUUUCAGACAUGAAAUGCGUCUGUGUGUACACAGGGUUACAGCUGUAAAUGUGUGUAUGCAUGUGUGUGUGUGCCUGCAUGCAUGUGUGUACCCACAGCUCCCUGUUGUGUUCAACCCAGAUUGUACAUCAGCAUUUUUAUAUUUAUAUGUGUACAUAUACAUUUAUAAGGUUACAAAAGAAAGUAUAUUGCAUAAAUAUAUAUGUACAAUUCUACAUAGAAAUGUGUGCCUAUGCGUAUAUAUAUUUAUGAAUGUUUAGUGAGGUUGUAUGCAUAGCCAUGGUUCUAGGUAGGCUGUACUUUAGACGGUUUCUCUCCCAUAAUCUUCAGUAACAUUCAGGUAAUUAUUUGCAAUCCUCACAGCUCACAGAGUAUCGCAGAGCCUUAUCCAGCAUGAUUGCAGUGUAAAAUGUGAAAGAAUUCCAAGAGGUAAUGAGGUCAAUCAGAAUGGGAUUAUUUCAUUUGCAUUGGAGAAAGACCAUGUCCUUUAUAACUUUCUCCUAAUAUGUAACUAAACAUUGCUAAUUCUUUGUCAUCAUACCUGAUUCUUUGUUGUGAAAAUGUACCCACUUUUUACUUUUUAGAUUUAUUGUAAGAGGAAACUUAACAGGGAUCCUUAAAAAGGACCCUUUAUUAGUUCUUUAGGUAGGUAAGAGUCCUUAGCAUCCUAAAAGGAUUUGGUUUAUAAUCCUUUCUAUUAAGUAAACAGAUUUACAUAGACAACCCAGAGGUAAAUCACCAGAUGCAUAACAAAAAAACCUUAAGAGGUAGGUUAGCUUUAACUUUAUUUUCAAAAAGUGGAUGCUUGUGAUUGUCAGGUUAUAAGUUCAAAGACCAGACCUGAGAGCCACUGCUAAGCCCUUAUGUAGGCCCCUUAACUCAUCUAAUAUAUGAUUAAUCAGUAGUUCUGGCACACUUUUAAAUCUAAUUAAGUAAAGAACCUGCCCCCCUUCCUUUCAAUUCUCAGCCUACAGGUUUAUUUUUAGUUUGUGAAAAACUGAUCUAUCCAGCUAAAUGUUUAUGUUGUGGUCUUUGUUCAUGUCACGGUCUUUGUUCAUGUCACUUCAUCUUGAAUGAGCUUGAAUCAGAAUACAAUACACUAUAUGUGGUUCCCCCAAAUUAAAAAUUAGAACUCCAGGAAAUGACAGGACAUGCAGAUGACCAAGACAGGACACAUGGGGCCUCAAACGCUGUACCCUAUGGUGAUGUUAAAGCACUGGUAGAUAAGCUAAUUCUAUUUCCUCUAAGGCGUCUUCAUGUUCAACUAUUGACUGAUAACUGAAAAAGAUAAAAUACAAAACUCUCAGUCUAGCCAUCCAGGACAUAACAUAUUUUGAAUUCUUAAAUUUUAUUUUAGUAAAGAGCAACAUUAGAAACCGAUCAUUUUUGUUUAGAAUGAAAAUGUCAGACGAAAUGUAAUUUUGCAAAUAAACUAUCUCUAAAAGUG